AGCGCGAUAUAUUCUCUGAUUUUAGUUCAGGAACGUAGCAUCACUGCGACAAAGGCUACGUACUUGAAAGUGAAAGUUUGAGGUCGCCAUGGCUAAGUACGAGAAAAAGCCAGAGCCCGGAGACCUUAUUGAAAUCUUCCGAGGCACAUAUCAGCACUGGGCUAUUUAUGUUGGAGAAGGUUAUGUGAUUCACCUGGCACCUCCCUCUGAACAUGCUCAAGCUGGAGCCUACAGUAUGAUGUCAGUAUUAUGUGAUAAAGCCACAGUGAAGAAAGAAGAACUUUAUGAAGUAGUUGGCAAUGAUGAAUACUGUAUCAACAAUCUUCUAGAUGAGAAAUAUAAGCCACGUCCUGUUCGAGAGAUUCUACGGGCUGCACAUAGAUUUUUGGGAAAAGAACUUCCAUAUAGUGUGUUUACAAGGAACUGUGAGCACUUUGUUACAGAGCUGAGAUACGGAGAACCACAGUCCCGACAGGUACGAGAGGCAGUGGAGACUGUUGCUGCAGUUGCUGUUGCAGGGAUUGGCAUUGGAACCAUUGUUUAUGCUAUUUCAAAAAUGUUUGGUUCAAAAGACAAAGAGAAGCAGACCCAAUGAGCAGUUAGAAAUAAAGAACUAAAAGUAAUGGAUUAUUUAAAGCCAGUAAAUUGUUUGAUGCUUUUUAUUAACUUUAAAUCAUUAAAACAAACCAUUAAAUUUAAAUGUAAAACUUGGCAGCCUUAGUUUUAUGAGUACAAAUGGAGAGAUUAUAGACUGUAAAAUCUUUUAUGAUGUAUUCUCUUUUAUGGUGUAAGGUAACUCGACAAUAAAGCAAUGAGUCCAUAGUCCACUAAUAAAUCGUUUUUUUUUUUUUUUAUACAUCACCCAUUUAUUUUUCUACUAGAUUUCUAAUGACCUUUCAAGCACUUUUAUAGCCGUGUAUUACAAAGCAAAAUAUAGAAAGCUGAAUAUAGCGGCAUGAUGCCACUGGCAUCAUGAACCACCACUGGUAGGACACAUCCUAGUAUUUGAAUUUGAAGGAUCUAUAGUCUGUUUUGCAUCAGGUGUAUCCUUCAUGUAUCCCUCACAAAAAAAAAA
Messenger RNA from Sinocyclocheilus anshuiensis, 1075 nucleotides. Its product is annotated as HRAS-like suppressor 3. Gene Ontology annotation, molecular function: A2-type glycerophospholipase activity; glycerophospholipid phospholipase A1 activity. NCBI's taxonomy places the organism in Eukaryota, Metazoa, Chordata, Actinopteri, Cypriniformes, Cyprinidae. Bases 89 to 595 code for a protein of 168 amino acids. Gene Ontology annotation, cellular component: cytoplasm. The record is from RefSeq and is a predicted model, not a curated record. Gene Ontology annotation, biological process: N-acylphosphatidylethanolamine metabolic process. The transcript has 5 exons.